AUGAACAGGCGUAAGCUUGGAGCAAAAAUUUCAAAAAUUGCAAAUUUUACAUUUCAACAACUUUCUUCUAAUAAUUUUAACUCUUCUGAAGAAAAUAAUAAUAAAAUUAAUAAUGGAAAAAAUAACAAUUCAAAUCUAGAAAAUAAAGUUACUACUAGUGAAAAUAAUAAUAUUGAUUUGGAUAAAGGAAAGAAAAGGCUUCCUUUGGGAGAGGUUAAAGUAAUUAAUGCGGUUGGAAAAACUUGUGUUGCAGCACCAUUAGAGAAAACUUCAAAUAAUCAAUUAAUUUCUAAAAAAAGAACGGAACGUUUUGAAGUUUGUUUGGAUGAGGAUGAGGACAUAGAUGAUGAUAAAUCUAAAAAUGAUAGAAAAUCAAGUAAUUCUGAGGUUAAAAAGAGACGUGAUUUGUCGGCUGAUGAAAAUAAUGACGAUUUUAAUAAAUUAAAUGGAAAGUCGAGAAUUGAACUGUUAUCACCGUUGCCAGGAAAGGAGAAUGUUAUGCCAAUCAAAACUCCAACUAAACAAGACGAAAAAGAAUAUUUAACACAUUUUGAUACAGAAAGUAUUAAUAGCUACAAUACAGCGCCUGAAUCAGUUACUGAAUGUUUGACAGCUAAAUCUCAAUUUUCAAUUCCUCAUUUAAAAGGACAAUUAACUUUUGAUGAUCCAUUAGAUAUAUAUAAAUGGAUGUUGUUUAGAGAAAAGUCGUAUAGACCAAAAACAAAUUUUAUGGAUAAACAAACACAUAUAAAUGCGGAGAUGCGAGCAAUUUUAAUUGAUUGGUUUGUGGAUGUUGUUGUUGAACUAGAACUUAGUCCGGCUUCGUUUUUUCUUGCUAUUUCUUUAACUGACCGCACUUUGUCCGUCAUUGACUGCCCUAAAGAAAGACUUCAGCUCUUGGGUGCUACAGCUAUUUUGAUUUCGACUAAAGUUCAAGAGGUGUUCCCACCGCUGGUUAAAGACAUUGGUACGAAAUAUGGAAAAAGUGAUUUUACGUGUUGCCGAUUUUCAAUUAACUGUGCCAUUAAUCGAUUCUUUUGCUCAACUUUUCGAUCACACAGCCUCUACUUCUGCAUUUCCUCUAAAUCAAGUCUCACGAAAUCUUAUGUGAUAUUCUUUAAAUCAGAAAAUACAAGUGUUUCUAGGUAUUUUUUGGAACUUUCUACACUUGAUUGUUUCUGUGUUUGCAUUUUACCAAGUCGAUUGGCGGCAGCUGCUUUCCUCCUAGCUUCUUCAUUUCAAAAACUUCGUCAAAAAGUUGAACCGAUGUCGACAAUCGAUAAAGAAAAAUGGAAAUUAUGGUCUGAUGAAAUGGUCAAAAGAACCAGAAUUAAAAGAUCGGAUUUGCAAGAACCAGCUAAAAUAUUAAUGAAGUUACAACAAAAGGCAGUCUCGUCAAAGUUUCAAGCUCUUUUCAAAAAAUUUUCUUGUCCUAAGCGAUGCAAAGUUGCAUGUCUCAAACCGUUAGAGUUCGAAGAAGUCGCUAGUCAAUUCAGCGAUUGA
Molecule: messenger RNA, 1503 nt
Organism: Meloidogyne enterolobii
Lineage: Eukaryota; Metazoa; Nematoda; Chromadorea; Rhabditida; Meloidogynidae
Source: the annotation of a GenBank genome assembly